UCCUGUCCCAUCUACUCCUAGACUUUCCUCGGUGAGAUUUUGUGCAUAGUCAAUUCGUGCUGAGCAUCAGACUGUUUCCUUACUCUACGAUGGCGACUCUAGCUGGACUGGUGCUGCUUGCAUCGGCUGUCGUGGCAAACAAUUGCAGCAUUCAACCUGUCUACGUCGAUUUUCACAAUAGGGCCGUUGACGGAGGCAUAACCUUUCAAUAUGGCCUCUUCACGGGCAUCGGAAGCCCAAUAUCGCAGAACCUCUCUUCGUGGCCAUCAUUAUCAAACAAUGAGACGUCGGUGGGAAGUCUUGACUACUGCAGCACAAGUCCUUUCCAGAACUGUGUCAAUCAAAGUCAUGGCUUUUAUUCACCCGACCUUUCCCAAACAUACUCGUCAGCAUCAUCAUACAAAACUCUAGACAACCUCGGAUCCAUACCUGCCACCAUCCUAGAGACGGCCUACGAUACUUUCAAUCUCUUCACACACUAUUUCGACCCUUCGCCGCCCAAUCUUACAACGAUCUCACAAUUCCCCCUUACAGUGCUGUCCAACUACUCCGCGAAUGCCUCACCAUGGUUUGGUCCAGCGGGCCUUCUCGGACUCGGCCCUUCAAGUGUACUACUUCAACGCUUAUACGAUAUGAACCUAAUCUCCUCCCGGUCAUUCGGUCUGUACAUGGGAACAGCCUAUCAACAAGCGAACGGAGCGAUGAACGGGUCAUUGACAUUGGGCGGCUAUGACUCGGGUCGCUUCGACGGCGACGUAUACAACUAUACAAUCAGCAGUGCAAACUCCGACGGAGCUAACAGCCCGUUCAAAGUCACUAUUGCACAAAUGACCUUGACCACUGCCGACGGUAACGCGACGGAAUUCUCCAACCAGUUCGACGCGUACAUCACCACAUCACAAUAUGCGCUCACCCUUCCAUCUGCUAUAACCCAGCAAUUCGCAGAUUCGACCGGCGCCACAGCCUCGAAUGACGGGCUCGAUGUCCUCCAACUUCCCUCCGGCUUCGAUGCCACCCUAACCAUCACUCUUGCCGGCGGCUUCAAUGUGACCUACGACGCUCAAUGGCUCCGCAAUGUCUCCAACAACUCGCCCAUAUCAGCCGCUCCCAUCUCUUCCACCAGCACCAACGCAACUUCAAGCCCGGCGAACCUCCUUGGUACCGCAUUUCUAUCCUCAAUCUACUUCAUGGCAAAUUACGACUCCCACCCGCCCCAAUUCCAGCUCGCAUCCGCCCUCACAGACGCGCAGUUCGUCCAAACCCAAACGCUCUGCCCAGACACAGUCCCCACGCCGGCACCAACAACGAAUAUCUCGUCAUUCACCCGCGCAGGCCUCACUGGCGCCAUCAUCGGCGGUGUAAUAGGAGGCAUGGGCCUGACCUUUGUCUUCUGGUAUACCCUCCGCAGAUGCUACCAGCGCCGGGAACGCCGUCGUGUGGAAGCCCAAUCAAGAAACCAAGACCUCGAUGGGACGAUCUCAGUUCGUCCGAAGAGCGAUGGCAACAGCAGCGAUCGAACUAGCAGCGAAAUGACCACCUUCGCAUUCGACUUCAAUUCGUCCACGCAUCAAGCAUACCAGAACUAUCUGCGUAAUAAAUCCCAGGGUCAUGAUGGGCAGCGCCAGCUACGAAGUCCACCGCUAGAAUUGAAACAGCAAUCACAGCAACAACAAUAUCGCUUGUCUUCAGCAGACAGUCUGAACGCUUCGGCGGCCCGCGCACAAGAGUAUCUCCGCUCCGUUGACGACGCGUAUAUGAACGUCCCUCCUAUCACGCCUGCUACGGGAGUCCCCUUGCUCCAGUCUCAGCAGAAGCCCGCGCGGUCGUCAAGCAUAUAUUCGCACACAACCACUGUUUCGUCCUUUGUGCAAGUGCAGCCUCAACUGCAGGUACAGUCGCAGGCUUCUCAACCACAGUCACAAUCAUACCUAUUCCCGUCGACAACAGAGACUGCAUCGACGCGGACAAGCCACGAGUCUGCCCGCCGGCAGGAAUUUGGUUUGAACGUGCAGACUGAGUUUGCUCCGCCACCUAAGAUGGCCGCACUGACGAAAAAGUCAUCACCCAAGUCUGAUAAACUUGCGCGCAAGACCAUUGGCAACGGUGGAAAGAAGCAGAGUAUGCUGAGGAAGGUCUUUCCGCCGCCGGGGUCGUGAUGCUUACGGACAUGGGUGUCACGGCGGUAAGUGGGAUUUUGACGGUAGAUCAUUCCCACCGGCAUCUCGGCUAGGUCUCUUUGAGAACAUACUUGGAGCAUACACGAUUUUAGAUUGGGACUU
Messenger RNA from Exophiala viscosa, 2279 nucleotides. RefSeq names its product aspartic peptidase domain-containing protein. Bases 90 to 2156 code for a protein of 688 amino acids. The transcript is spliced from 2 exons. The record is from RefSeq and is a predicted model, not a curated record. Lineage: Eukaryota; Fungi; Ascomycota; Eurotiomycetes; Chaetothyriales; Herpotrichiellaceae.